Astrephomene gubernaculifera is the source of this 557-nucleotide messenger RNA. Lineage: Eukaryota; Viridiplantae; Chlorophyta; Chlorophyceae; Chlamydomonadales; Astrephomenaceae. The record is from the annotation of a GenBank genome assembly.
CGGGGCGCUGGUGUUGAAUCUGGGCAAGGCGGCAAAGCUGCUGCUGCUGGCGGCCUUUGUGGCCAGCCGCAACAAGCCCACACUGGACAAGGAGCUCUUUGACUACCGCCGCAAGCCGGGAGGGGGGAGGCGGAGGGGGCAGGCGGGGGCGGGCAGGGCGGGGGCGCAGGAGCAGGAGGCGGACAGACAGGCAGAGGCUGCCAAGGAGGCUCGCCUAAAGGGCCCCCACGCCUUCCCCCUCACCCGCCUCACCUCCAUCUUCCACCGCCUCUGGGCCGCCGUACCCUCCCUCGAGGAUGACCUGUACGGCAACCUGUACGGCAGCAUCUUUGGCCGUACGGCAGGGGAGGGUGCAGGCGGCGCGGAUCCUGACUUGUUGGAUGUUGACUUGGCGACUGGGUUCCAGGGCGGGCGGACUGGGCUGGAGGCUGUGUGGAGUCAGAGUGCGGCCGUGUUGAGCACCGUCACCGGCCUGCAGAGCAUGGGCCUCCUCGCAAAGUACGGCGGUAGUGACGACCCGCUGGACCAGCCGCGCUACACCUGCUGCAUCGACGAGA